Messenger RNA from Cotesia congregata, 531 nucleotides. The record is from the annotation of a GenBank genome assembly. Lineage: Eukaryota; Metazoa; Arthropoda; Insecta; Hymenoptera; Braconidae.
AUGAUUAUCAAUAAACUUCUAGGCCUGAGACGCAUUGCAAUGAGCGCUAUCCAGAAACCGGAGGUGAUUUUCGUGCUCGGUGGCCCCGGAGCAGGCAAAGGUACCACUUGCAAGGACAUUGUCAAAAAGACCGGCUAUGUUCAUCUAUCAGCUGGGGAUCUUCUCAGAGAAGAGCAGAACAAACCCGGCUCGGAGUUUGGUGAACUUAUCAAGGGUCAUAUUGUCGCUGGAACCAUUGUACCCAACAUGACUGAUAAGGCGAUUGUAAAGGCAGUAUUGUACCUCGAAUGCAGCCAAGAAGUCUGUACACGGCGUUGCAUAAACAGAGGAUUAAAAGGAAGCGGAAGGAGUGACGACAAUGCUGAAUCGCUGGUCAAGCGACACCAAACUUUCAUCAAGGACACCAUGCCGAUAAUAAAAUACUAUGAAGAACGCGGGUUACUUUACAAAUUUAACUCUAUGAAACCUCCCAAGGUUGUCAUGAAAGAAGUUUACGAAAAGUUCAAGGAAAUCGGCUGGGCUACGGAUUAG